Messenger RNA from Vairimorpha ceranae, 792 nucleotides. Its product is annotated as 40s ribosomal protein s4. The coding region runs from base 1 to 792 and encodes 263 amino acids. Gene Ontology annotation, biological process: translation. Gene Ontology annotation, molecular function: structural constituent of ribosome; RNA binding. The transcript is spliced from 2 exons. Gene Ontology annotation, cellular component: cytosolic small ribosomal subunit; ribosome. Lineage: Eukaryota; Fungi; Microsporidia; Nosematidae. The record is from RefSeq and is a predicted model, not a curated record.
AUGACUGGUGGGCCUCGUAAACAUUUAAACAGACAAGUUGCACUCGACUCAUGGAAGAUAGAUAAAUCUAUAGGUACUUAUGCUAUUAGAACUCAUAGUGGUCCUCAUAAAAAAGACUUGUGUAUUCCUUUGGCAUAUGUCUUGCAGUAUUUUUUAGAAUAUGCGCAUAAUAGGAAGGAAAUUCAAAUUAUUUUGAAAUCUAAGAAUAUUAUGAUUAAUGGUAAAGUAAUUGAAAAGAGAAAAUUUCCUGUUGGAGUUGGAGAUGUUAUAAGUGUUGUUAAAACAAACUUACACUACAGAGUACUUUUUGGUGUAGAUAAGAGUUUUAUAUUGCACCAGAUUGAUGAAGAAGAAAGUAAGUAUAAACUUGCAAAAGUAUUAAAUAAAAAGACUAUGUACAAUAAUGUGCCAUACAUUUUUACUAAUGAUGGUGCAUGUUUUAAAUAUUGUAAUCCUGCUAUUGAUAUUAAUAAUACAGUUAAGAUUUGUUUAAAGACUAGAACUGUUGUAGAUUAUGUAUCUUUUAGAGAAGGAGGCAUAGUUUAUGUUUACACGGGAGAAAAUACUGGAAGAAUAGGGAUUAUUAAGACUAUAAAAGAUAAAUCACUAAUCUGUGAAGAUUUCGGAUCUAAACAGUUUGAGGCUUCUAUUAGCUCUCUGAUUGCUAUUGGUGAUAGUGAAGAUAGUCUUCUUAUUAGUUUGCCUGAAGAAAAGGGAGUGAGACUUACAGCACUCGAGGAAAGUAAUCUUAAAUUUGGAGAAAUAGUUAACACUGAGGUGGAAUCUAAUUAA